Molecule: messenger RNA, 657 nt
Organism: Fomitiporia mediterranea MF3/22
Lineage: Eukaryota; Fungi; Basidiomycota; Agaricomycetes; Hymenochaetales; Hymenochaetaceae
Exons: 4
Coding region: 91-327 (78 amino acids)
Molecular function (GO): zinc ion binding
Source: RefSeq, a predicted model, not a curated record
ACUUGACUCCCUUGUACAGCGGCACCGUCUUCCCCUCCCACUUGCGCUUCCUAGCCCUCUGCAUCCCGAAACCCGAGUACCUCCAGUCCGAUGGCCCCGAAGAAGCGCUGCCAGCUCAAAUCUGAUGACGAACUCGUAUGCAAGGCUGCAGCCUUGCGUUUCGCAGGAGAGUGCGCUCACUGCAAUCAGAACUUCUGCGGCGAUCACCGUUUGCCCGAGCACCACGAUUGUAAUAAGCUCGAAGAUUGCCGGCAGGCCGCAUUCCAACGAAACAAGGACAAGUUGGAGGCUGAGCGUACGGUUGCCAGCAAGAUGGCAGUAGCAUGAACUCGUGUGACUUGCCUUCUUUCUCCUUUUGCCCCCUUUCCAUUUUUCCAUGCACGACGUUUCUCCUCGAUCUCUCCUAUCUGCAUUUCCUUGCUUUCUCAAUUAUCCUCUUGGUCGCGAACUAUUAACCUAUCGGUACACCCAUGCCCCCCAUGUCUCCACUCGUUUUGUCUAGACAAAUACUGGCAUUAAUGUAUUCGUGUCGCAGAACCUGGACAUCGCCCGGGUUUGUGCACGAGAUUCUUCCCUUUAUAUGCAUGCUCCUGCUUUGGAAUCUGUUGUAUAGUUGUGCACUUCUUUCCGGUAGCCACGGGCCUCUCUUCAAUGUGA